Messenger RNA from Drosophila takahashii, 1192 nucleotides. Its product is annotated as protein THEM6. The record is from RefSeq and is a predicted model, not a curated record. NCBI's taxonomy places the organism in Eukaryota, Metazoa, Arthropoda, Insecta, Diptera, Drosophilidae.
UUUGCUGUGUGCGUGAGUGUUUGACUAAGAAUCAGGUGAUGGUGAAAACAUGACCUAAUUCCGCUCAGCAUCUUGGACAUUUUAGCCAGGAACAGAACCAAAAAUCGCGCUUAGAAAACCACCCCCGUAACCUUAACCCCCCGAACGCCGAAAGUCUCACCCUUAACCCUUAACCGAAGCACUUUGGUGGCUUCCUGUUUCCGCAUUCUAAUUAGAUUGCCAUCACUUGACAAUUUGAUUGCCAGCCGUCUUGAUGAACUGUUCCUCAUCCUCCUCCUUCUUCUUCUUCUCUUUCCGCCCCUCGAAUUGCAGCGCCACCCGUUCCACCGCUCCACCACCACGCCCCCUAAGCGAACCCCAAGCGCUGCCCAUCUGCCAGCAGCGGAAUGGAGCAGCUGUGCUACCUGGCGCUGUGCGUCCUGCUGGCCAUCGUCGUGCUCUACGGGCUCCUGGAGCUCCACUACUUCCUGCGCAUGUGCCUCUGCGUGCUGCUGGCGCGGUUUGUGAAGAGGCGCUGCCACAUCCUGGACGCCACCACGGUCAACGGACUCUGCCUCACCAACGAUGUGGACACCUUGUUGUACCACAUGAACAACGCUCGUUACUUCCGUGAGCUGGACUUUGCCCGCGUGGACUUCUACGAGCGGACCAAUCUGUACCGCACCAUCACGGGAAUGGGCGGUUCCGUGUUCCAGGGGGCGGCCACCAUUCGCUACCGCCGCUUCAUCCGCCCCUUCCACCGGUUUAACAUUGUGUCGCGGAUAAUUUACUGGGACGAGCAGUCGCUGUUCAUGGAGCAUCGAUUCGUGCGUCCUUCGGACAAGUUUGUCCACUGCAUCGCCAUCUGCCGCCAGCGGGUGAUCGACGUGUCCAUGGAGGCGGUGAUGGCCGAACUUCUGCCCAGGACCUCCUCCAACGGAUUCCGGGCGACGGCGUCGCCUUCGCUGGCUGCUCCCACGACGGCGGCUUCAGCGACGUCGGCGGCUGGCGGCAUUAGCAAUCCGGCGAUGGACACUUCGCUGGCGGAGAAUGGACAUGGGACGACGAGCGGAGGCAGUGCCACGCCCACCGCGGCGGCAGCGGCGCACUGCCUCAAGCUGAAGCCCUCGCUGCCGCCGGAGCUGUCCAAGUGGAUCGAGUACAACGAUAUGUCCAGCAAGAAUCUGCGCAGCGGCUGCUGACUGGAGUCGUU